Messenger RNA from Dufourea novaeangliae, 1379 nucleotides. Its product is annotated as RNA-directed DNA polymerase from mobile element jockey-like. NCBI's taxonomy places the organism in Eukaryota, Metazoa, Arthropoda, Insecta, Hymenoptera, Halictidae. The annotation marks the transcript as partial. The record is from RefSeq and is a predicted model, not a curated record. The transcript has 2 exons. Gene Ontology annotation, molecular function: catalytic activity.
AAACACACUUCACGGUAAAAAGCUUUUUAAAAAUUCCACACUAUAAUGUAUAUGACACCAAACAUCCUUCUGGUAGGGGCCAUGGAGGUUCUGCGAUAAUUAUCAAGCAAGACAUCAAGCAUUUCUUCCUAUGCUCGUUCGCCGACGUCCACAUACAAGCUACCGCCGUAACUAUAAUUACAAAUUGUGACAACAUUACACUCUCAGCUAUCUAUAGUCCUCCAAAACAUAAAAUAACGGUACAGCAAUACGAAAGCUUCUUCAAAUUAUUAGGUAAUAAAUUUAUUGCAGGUGGAGACUAUAACGCUAAACAUAAAUUAUGGGGCUCAAAAACAACCACACCACGAGGUAAAGUUUCAGAACGAACUAUACGAAAACUAUCUUUGGAUACAAUAUCAACCGGUGAACCAACAUACUGGCCAUCGGCACAAGAAAAAACUCCAGACUUACUAGACUUUGCAAUCACUAAAGGUUUACACAAACGCCACUUUGUAGCCCGUUCGUGCCUAGAUCUUACAUCAGAUCACUCUCCAAUUCUUAUAGAUUUUUCAUCUAAACAAAUGUUCACGUACGGAACAAACCACUUAUACAACAAUAGCACCUUAAAUUGGACCCAAUUUAAGGAUCACCUUGAAAUUAAAAUAAAUUGCAACAUACCACUAAAAACACCUGAACAAAUUGAAACAGCAGUUAUGAACUUCACUGGCAUAAUACAAGAAGCAUGCUGGAUAGCCAUUAAACAAACUGGAAACGAUAGAAAAUAUCUAUCCUUCCCUGACUAUAUUCUGCAGAAAAUAAAGAUGAAACGAAAAUUAAAAAACAUUUGGCAAAAACGCAAAACACAACUCAACAAAAGCAGAUUAAACGCCAGUACUAAAGAAGUGAAACAAUUAAUACAAAACUACCUCAAUACUGAAUUUCACAAUUACAUAACAAAACUAUCACCCAACGAGGACACGAAUUAUUCACUCUGGAAAGCCACCAAAAGAUUGAAAAGGUCAGCCAUUCUGCUACCUGCUAUAAAGAAAAAUGACUCUAGCUGGGCUAGGAGCAGGCUUGACAGAGCAAAUGUUUUUGCUGAACACUUACAACACACUUUUAAACCAAAUACAGGUAGCUGUAAUAUUACUCCACAAGUAACUCCGCAGCCCACAACUGAGUACCAGGUACAAAUUAUAUCACCAACUACGUUUUACUACUACCUCACCGGCAGGAACUCCAAGCUGAGCACGAGCAAUAAACUCCUCAUCUAUAAAACAAUAAUCAAGCCAAUCUGGAUGUAUGGGAUUGCAUUAUGGGGUACGUCCGCCAAAAGCCACAUAGCAAAAAUGGAAGCGUUACAGUCCAUAAUUCUUAGAAUCAUUGUCAACGCUCCUUAG